Glossina fuscipes is the source of this 1910-nucleotide messenger RNA. Its product is annotated as ribonuclease kappa. Lineage: Eukaryota; Metazoa; Arthropoda; Insecta; Diptera; Glossinidae. Gene Ontology annotation, molecular function: RNA endonuclease activity. The coding region runs from base 118 to 408 and encodes 96 amino acids. The record is from RefSeq and is a predicted model, not a curated record. The transcript has 3 exons.
UUCACCUGACUGACAUUUAUCAUCGUAAAUUUUACAUUGACGACAAGUAGGUUCAAUAAAUAGCUUAUUUUUGAAAAUUUAAAGCAAAAUUGCUGUAAUUUAAAACAAACAAACAAAAUGAAAAUCUGUGGUCCUAAAUUAUCGCUUUGCGGUCUGAUUAUUUCCAUUUGGGGUGUAAUUCAGUUGGUUUUGAUGGGGCUAUUUUUCUAUAUACAUAGCGUGGCAUUGAUAGAAGAUUUACCAUUAGAGGAGGAAUACCAUUCAGUUGAGGAGUUCUAUGCUGCAGCUAAUGCUGCAUAUAAUCAGAAUGCUUACAAUUGUUGGAUUGCUGCCUGUAUUUAUGUUUUAACAUUGUUAUUCUCAGCUCAGCAAUUUUAUGUAAACAGCCGUACGACUGCCAGUUGCUAACUGAUUUUCUUACUUAUCAAACAUGUUUCACAUUCUCAAAACUAGCUUUGAACGAAUUGCAGCAUUAGAAAAGUAAACUAUUUGAAUGUCUAUAGAUAAGUAAAACAAAAAAAGGGCUGCAAUUGUUGAUUAUCUUUAUAAGGAUUUAAUGAUGUAAAUGGUGAAAUAUUAUCCUAUAAUUUGAACUUUUGAACAAACUUCAGUCGUGCAACAGCUAUAGUCCCUUAAAAACAAUGUUAUUAUUAUAACCAAUGAUAUUCCUAAACAACUGUUGAGAGAUUAUCAAACCACUUUUGAUUUGUUAUUUGCAUUUUGUUUAUUUGCAAAGUUAUAGAUGAGAAAAUUUUCUCAAAAGAUUCAUUGUCUCCCAAAAAUUUAAAAAAAAAUACUUUAUUUCGAAUUGGUUUCUAAUCAUAUAAGUUUCCAUGUGCUUAAAAAAGUGUUCCUCCUCAUAUUAAACAAAUUUCUUAGCUAAUGUUUUCCGAAGUUUUCCGUACUUUUUUAAUGCAAAUUUAUACCACUGGCCGUAAAUUAUUUCAAGUUUUCUUUCUAUUUGUUUCACCUGAUGAAUGAGUUAUUCGCUUUUUCUGAAUUUCUUUUUUUUCAUGUAUGUAUUUGUUAAUUAUUUCCAUUAUCGAAAAACUCUCCAGUGUGAGAAAAUUUCUUUGUAAAUUAUUAUUACCAUAUCAUUAAGCGUUAAUUUUAUUCUUAGUGAAGAAAUAGAGUUUUGAUUCAUUAUUGUGCAUGUGAAAUAUUCUACUUUAAUAAAAGCGUAAUUUUAUUUCAUAUAGGGUGAUCUAAACGACUUACACCAUUAUGUAGCUAUAAUAGACACUUCAAACCCCAAACCUUCCAGAAAAAGAGCUGAGAGUUAUUUAGCGCGUACUCCAUAAAUGAAAUUAUUACGUUAAUUCUGACUUGCGGGAAAUUUAUAUACUUACCAUUUGGACAACUCUUUGAAGAAGCGGGGUGUAUAACUCUCAAGUCGUAGACAAUUUUAUCAAGUAUCGAUUUUUAUUCCCAUCAUCAAAGGAUGCAGCGUAUAUUAAUUUUACCAAAGCGUUUGAAAUGUCUAGAAGAAACCUUCAGAGACCCUACAAAACGUAUAUGGCUUUGAUCAGCAUCAAAUCCUUAAUCGGUUCAAGCACGUCCGUCCGCCUCUGUAAUGUCUUUUUUAAACAUUCUUCUGGCCGGAAAAAUGAAGCUUGAAAUGAAGCUGACUUGCAGAAACUUUGGAAGUUCCUACACGAAGGCGGGGUAAUGAAAAUCGGCCAAAUUGGUCGAAGAGUAAGGUUACAGUAUCACGUAAACUAAGAAAAACCUCUAUUUUUCAAAAGGGGUAAAAAAUUUGUUUUUUUUCUAAUUGUUCAUAAACACCACAGCAGGUAAAUCUCCAUAGGUAAAAAAGCAUAUUCUAUGGGUGCAAGCAAACUUGGAAAAUCCUUAUAUUAUAUUCACCUGAGCAUGUUUGCCUGUCUAUCUGUUCCUGUUGCUUAAAAUUU